CUGGGUUACACUUUCAUGUUCCGGUCCACGUGGCAUGCUGUACCCAGCCCGGCCGCAGGGGGCGCCCUCCCUGCUCAGCGCGGAGAAUUGUGGGUCGGAGGACACAGCAGCGGGGCAUCUUCAUCAUCACUGCGGGCCGGACCGGGACGUAAGCUGGCAGCUGUUUUUCCGCACUGAAGUGCAUGAUCAUCAGCGCCAGAGAUGGGACACGGAGACCUCAUGAGCCAGGCGGAGGAUGUGGCGGACCAGUUCCUGCGGGUGACCAAACACUACCUCCCCCACGUGGCCCGCCUCUGCCUGGUCAGCACCUUCCUCGAGGACGGCAUCAGGAUGUGGCUCCAGUGGAGCGAGCAGAGCGAGUACAUCGACUCCACCUGGAGCUGUGGCCUCUUCAUCGCCAACCUCUUUGUCCUCAUCAACCUGCUGGGACAGCUGGGCUGCUGCGUGUUGAUCCUCAGCAGGAACUUUGUUCAGCACGCCUGCGGCGCUCUGUUUGGGAUCAUCGCCCUGCAGAUGGUGGCUUACAGCAUCCUGUGGGACCUCAAGUUCCUCAUGAGGAACCUGGCGCUGGGCGGGGGCCUCCUCCUCCUCCUGGCGGAGUGCAGGGGGGAGGCGCGCAGCGUGUUCGCCGGAGUUCCUUCCCUCGGACAUCAGAGCUCGCCGAAGCACCUCCUGCAGCUGGGAGGUCGCGUCCUCCUCGUCCUCAUGUUCAUGACGCUGCUGCACUUUGACCUCAGCCUGCUCACCUUCCUGCAGAAUGUGGUGGGGACGGCGCUCAUGGUCCUGGUGGCGGUGGGAUUUAAGACGAAGCUGGCGGCGCUCACGCUGGUGGCGUGGCUGCUCUGCAUCAACUUCACCAUCAACGCCUUCUGGAGCGUGCCGUCCUACAAGCCCAUGCACGACUUCCUGAAGUACGACUUCUUCCAGACCACCUCGGUGAUCGGCGGCCUGCUGCUGGUGGUGGCGCUGGGGCCCGGGGGCGUCUCCAUGGACGAGAAGAAGAAGGAGUGGUGAGGAGGAGGAGGAGGAGGCGCGCCUUUGCCUCUUCUAUUAAUUUUAGUUUUUUACACUCUGAGCGACCAAUCAGAGCUCGUCUUUGUGUCACGUGAUGUUUGUCACACGCUGGCUGUGAUGUUUCACACUUUACUCAGAGUGAUUUUAGAGGAGGCAAGGGAGCGCCUCCACCUCCAUCCUGCUGCACCACCCAAUGACCACCACCCGCCUCCCCGAGGCACAGCUGCUGCGUUAUCCAAUCCGUGCUUUUGUAGGCAGUCUUUGCUGUUUUCAGCCUGUUCGAUGUGACGAUUUGGACACAACGACAUCACUCCUUAAUGUUUUUAGUAACAAGCUGGACAAACGACCGCCGGCGAACGCUCCGGGAUGUUUUCCUAAUUCAUGAAUCCGUUUGUAGGCGGAGACUGAAACGGGAGAAAAAUAGAAGCAGAAUCAUUUUGUGAGUGUUUGCAGCUCUGAGGCGAUAAACCCACCUGAGCAGGUGAGCGAUCACAGCUUUAGUACAGAGAGGGGAGGCUGUAGUGACCCGUGGUGUCCUGCAGGAGGCGCUGUUUCCUCACAGUGUGCUUCGUCUCCUCUCUGUACGACGUCCUCAGCCUAUUUGUGUCUGUGUGAGUCUGAACUCUUUUUCUAUCGUGUUUUUGUAGGAGUUUAAUAAAUCGUGCAG
Oreochromis aureus is the source of this 1681-nucleotide messenger RNA. RefSeq names its product surfeit 4, like (gene surf4l). The record is from RefSeq and is a predicted model, not a curated record. The transcript is spliced from 6 exons. NCBI's taxonomy places the organism in Eukaryota, Metazoa, Chordata, Actinopteri, Cichliformes, Cichlidae. Gene Ontology annotation, cellular component: endoplasmic reticulum; endoplasmic reticulum-Golgi intermediate compartment; membrane. Gene Ontology annotation, biological process: Golgi organization. The coding region runs from base 202 to 1014 and encodes 270 amino acids.